AUGGAGUUUCUUCAGGGCUUCUCCCCGUUGCUCUCCACCACGACAGCUUUGUGGUCGAACCUCGUCACCACGUACUCUGCGCAACGGAUCGAGUUCGUGGGGACGCUGCUGGUCCAGAUUUUGUCUUUCUGGAUCCCAUCUAUUGGCUAUCUUCUUCUCGAUACCCUCGCGCCUGCCUUCUCGCAACGGCACAAGAUCCAACCCGCACCGAAACAGCCGACAAGUACUGAUAUCGCGCGCUGCUUUCUCGUGGUCACCCAAAACCAAAUACUAUCAUCGGUAUUGCACCUGGGGCUGAUUUACAUCACCGAGAAAGCAGGUUCCAAAUCCUCGUACCGCGUGGAGGCAAGCCUACCUGCAGCAGCAGAACUCGCUCGCGACUUUCUCAUCAGCCUGCUCUUGCGUGAGGCCAUGUUCUAUUAUAGCCACCGACUGCUCCAUCUUCCGUACUUCUAUCGACGCAUCCACAAGAAGCACCACAAGUUCACAGCUCCGAUCGCCCUUGCCGCUCAGUUUGCUCACCCUAUUGAGCAGAUCUUCGCGAACGCGCUGCCUAUUUCGCUUCCACCACAGCUGCUUCGGAGUCAUGUGUUGACUUUUUGGAUCUUUCUCUCCUGGGAGCUCUUCAACACGGCUACCGUGCAUAGUGGAUAUGACUUUUUCCAUAACAAGGCUAAGAUGCAUGACUUGCACCACGAAAAGUUCAAUCUGAAUUACGGCUCUAUUGGGUUGUUGGACUGGGUGCAUGGGACCGACAAGCUGGGCAAACGUCACUCGGAAUGA
Molecule: messenger RNA, 783 nt
Organism: Penicillium macrosclerotiorum
Lineage: Eukaryota; Fungi; Ascomycota; Eurotiomycetes; Eurotiales; Aspergillaceae
Product: sterol desaturase family protein
Exons: 1
Coding region: 1-783 (260 amino acids)
Biological process (GO): ergosterol biosynthetic process
Molecular function (GO): C-4 methylsterol oxidase activity; iron ion binding
Source: RefSeq, a predicted model, not a curated record